This is a messenger RNA of Triticum turgidum subsp. durum (durum wheat), 336 nucleotides long. The record is from the annotation of a GenBank genome assembly. NCBI's taxonomy places the organism in Eukaryota, Viridiplantae, Streptophyta, Magnoliopsida, Poales, Poaceae.
AUGGCCACUGACGUCAUUGAGGCUUGGGUUGCCGAGAACCGCAAGGGGGCUGCUGAUGACACCGCCGAGGCGGAGGGGGCUAUCCAGCCGGCCGAUGUGCUGUCCAGGCAGAUGCUUGAGUGCACAGCUACUGAUUUGGCGCUCGAGGACACCAUCUAUGCGCUUGACAAGGCUGUGCAGGAAGGAUCGGUGCCGUUCGACGGCUACCUCAGGAGCGUGCGCGCACUUGCACGGGAGCAGUUCUUCCAGCGUGUCCUCUGCACCAAGGUUAACAAUGCGCAGCAGCAGGCACAGGUUGCUAGGAUGGCAGCACGGGCACCACAGUACGCCUCCUAG